Molecule: messenger RNA, 1608 nt
Organism: Bacidia gigantensis
Lineage: Eukaryota; Fungi; Ascomycota; Lecanoromycetes; Lecanorales; Ramalinaceae
Exons: 1
Coding region: 1-1608 (535 amino acids)
Source: RefSeq, a predicted model, not a curated record
AUGGCACCUCUUGAGCUCCUUUCAUUGCUUGUCUUGAUUCCUCAAACAACAGUUGCGUUCAAAGGCUUUCAGCCCAAUUGCACUCUUCCUUCUCAUGCCAUCGGUUAUGCUACAUCCCCGCAGGUUCGUGGGACACUGACUAUCGUCUGGAGCUGCUUUGCCGUCAUUAUUCUCUGUACCUGGUCCGUCCAACAUCUACAUGUGCCCCAGGAUACAGACAAAGAAAAGCCGUCGUCUUACGCCAGACGCUUUGCGCGUGCCGCCAUCAGUCUCGUCUUUCGCCAAAAGAAGAAGGUAGAGCUAUGGGACGAGUUCCUUGAUGAGGUGCGUUGGAACUAUGAAAGGCUGAAAUGGAUGGCCUUUAUCAUUCUGGUGCCUGAAUUCUACUUCGCAAAGGCACUCACAGAAAAUUGUGCCGCAAAUGACUCGAGGAAGGGAUUUGGAGAUGAGCGAUGGGGCACGAUGCACGCAUUCCAUGCAAACAACAGGGGCUUUGUAUUACGCUUUGAGACCACAGCCGUCAAAACAUCACUCCAUCCAUUGAAGGCGGAUGAAGACGGCCGGGCACUCUACGUGCCUCGUCCGGAUGGCUUUCCAACCACCUAUUUUGAACAAGACACAGACCAUGCCGAACAAAUUGAAAUACGCCAUUGCCAGCAGAAGUGUGGCUCUCAAUGCUCACACCGAACGGAUGGAAAAUCAGGGGAGGGAAAGAAGUUGAGGUCAAGACCUUCAAUCUUACGAGCAGACUCCGAGCUGGCUGAUCAACAGCCCAACGUGGAACGUCGGCAAGUCUUGAAAGGGGAUCAACGACCGCAAGUGAGCAGAAUACAGACCACCCAUCUCCUAUCGAAUCCUGCGUCCCCGCUGCUAGAUACUUCGACCACCUUGGUGAAUAGCCCUCGAUCUAGCUCUAGGAGCACGAAUGAGAUACAGACUACUUCCACUAUGAGCCUGGUCAACCAUUCCCAGGUUACGCCGUACCCAUCGCAAGACACGAUUGAAUUGCCGAAUGUGCGUUCAAGGCCUCCACCAAAAACAUCUCAGCAGUCGCAAGAGACCCUAAGUCCUGAGAGUCCGCUACUAAGAGCAUCUCCUCGUACCUCACUUGAUUCUUCGGUCGGCACGAAGACGAGGAAACCACCAGCCAAGCCAAAACUAGGCGUACGCAACGAAGAAGCUGACGCUUUGCUCUCCCCGCAACUGUCCGAGAAGCCUCAAAUCUUUCCGCAUAAGCCUUGGCCUGGCACAAUGUCUCUAAAUACCCAUCAACUCGAAUACGCCUAUUCCAUCCGCCUCAUUGGCCCGCCCCCUUACAUCGACUCCGCAACGCUCAAGAACCAGUCCAAGACCGACCCUCUCGCCAAAGCCCUCACAAUCUGGCAGAUCCUUUGGCUCGUGAUUCAAAUCAUGGCUCGCGCCUUCCAAUCCCCACCCCUCGCCACCACCCUCCUUGAAGUCACCGUCCUCGCCUUCGCCGCCUGUGCAAUCCUCAUCUACAUCCUUCUCUGGCACAAACCCCAAGACGUCAAAGUCCCCACUUACAUCGACGCCCUUCGCCCCAUCACCCGAGCCGAUGUCAUUGGCCUCGCAGCCCGCGCCCCCUGA